UGCCUAUCAUGUAAGUGACUUAGCAAAUUGACUUAAGUAGGUUAAUUAAUCUAAUAUUAGUAAUUGUUCUGGACGAUAAAAAAAUUAAACAAAUAUAUCGACCUAUGAUUGAAAAAAAUGUCUCCACUAGAAAUACGCAGUUGAACAUAGACUUUGGCUCGACACAGUGUUUUAUGAUAAAUGUAAGGUUACAGUAAACAAAACACAAUGACAAGUGCGGAAAAAUACGUGUUUCUACUAGACGAAGAAUCAAAGAAGUAUGCGGAAGAAAACUUAAACGAAAGCGAUGAAAAUCGAGACAGCUGUCUGACGGAGAUACGCGAUUGGCUGGAAGAAAACAAACAUCUGAACGCGCGACCGGAAGACAAGUACAUCCUUCCGUUUCUGCGGGGUUGCAAGUUCGACCUGGACAAGACCAAAGUGAAGAUCUCGAAUUUUUACACGAUGAAGCGUGAUAGACCGGAAUGGUUCUCGAAUAGGGACCCCUUGUCGCCGGAAAUACAGCAGUUGGUGCGUUUGGGGGUGUUCCUGCCACUUCCGGUGCUCCACGACAAUAAGUUGGUGGUCAUUAUUAAAACUGCAGUGCAUAACCCCAAAAUCCACAGCCAGGAUGACGUUUUUAAGGCGGGAAAAAUGAUUCUGGAGAUUGCGUGUAUGGAAUCGGAAUACUCCUCGAUAUACGGUGUUAUAGCCAUUUUCGAUAUGUCAGGACUAAGUUUGGCGCACGCCAGACAACUACCCCCAAGUGUUAUAAAAAAAGUUGUGUAUGCCUGGCAGAAUUACCACUGCAGGCCCAAACAACUCGAAUUUAUAAACGCGCCGACAUACGUGAAUGUCGUGCUGAACAUUUUUAGAAGUUUUAUGUCGGAUAAGCUUAAGGGCAGAGUUCAGGUGCAUUUUUCCGGGUACGAUUCUUUGUACAAGGCUGUCGGUAGGGAUGUUUUACCGGAAGAAUACGGGGGGAACGGGGGGAAAAUAUCGGAAUUAAUCCAGUAUUGGGAAAAUAAGUUAGUGGAGUAUUCAGAUUGGUUCAGAGAGGAUGAAGUGUACAAAGCUAAGGAUGAAAAGAAGUAAAGUAUUUUUAUCAUAACAAAAUGUUAUUGUAUUUCUAAUAUUUAAUAAAGGUUUUUUAGUAUUUCCUUUGCUCACUUCAUUAUAGAAGUUAUAAUUAACAAAAUUUUUAAUUGCAGUGUUCAUAAAAUCAUUUCUAUUUCUGCAAGAGAAUGUUUUUAUUAAUAAUUAGAGAAAGGUUCUUAAUUUUUAGCGCUUCUUUAAAAAUUUAAUUAGAUACUUGCGUAUUUUGAUACAUAUUUUUUGUUAUUGUUUUUUGAUUAAAUAAAAUAUGCUGAUAGUAUUAAAACAAUAUUUGUCUACUCAAAUGUUUCGUUUAUUAUUUAAAUUUAUAUUAACCUGGUAUUCUUUUGCAAAAUAGUCGAUUACCUACUGAAGUUAUUAUUUUUGACUAUU
Messenger RNA from Brassicogethes aeneus, 1467 nucleotides. The record is from the annotation of a GenBank genome assembly. NCBI's taxonomy places the organism in Eukaryota, Metazoa, Arthropoda, Insecta, Coleoptera, Nitidulidae.